Doryrhamphus excisus (bluestripe pipefish) is the source of this 2533-nucleotide messenger RNA. Its product is annotated as serine/threonine-protein kinase pim-1-like. The record is from RefSeq and is a predicted model, not a curated record. Gene Ontology annotation, molecular function: ATP binding; protein serine/threonine kinase activity. NCBI's taxonomy places the organism in Eukaryota, Metazoa, Chordata, Actinopteri, Syngnathiformes, Syngnathidae. Gene Ontology annotation, biological process: regulation of mitotic cell cycle; negative regulation of apoptotic process; protein autophosphorylation. Gene Ontology annotation, cellular component: cytoplasm.
AUUUGACGCAUUUGAUGUUAUACCAUGUUUUGGAAAUACAUGUGAUUAUCGUGGCUGGAUACGAUCCUCGAGAUACACACAUGAUGAAACAACAUGGAUGAUGACAUGCUUUCAUCCUCUGACAGCUAUUCAGAAAACAGAGAAAUAACCCCCUCGGUGGAAGAUUGCGGUGUGGGGACACUUAGCAGUAAUGGCACACCACCAAGUACCAGUGAUCGCCAAGAUGCAGCAAUUGAUUGUGGACAGGUUGGAGGGACUAAAUGGAAGGCUGAUGCAAAGACCUUCACUAAGAGGCACAAACUUCAUAUGUCCGUGAAGGCAGCGCCGACUAAGGGUGCAAGACAGAUGGGAACAAAACCAGAUAUUGUCACGUUCAGAGACAGGGACAGAGGUAAAGGUGUGUUGAGGAAGGGGACCAGGAGUAGGUCCACUGGAAAACUGUUUGAGGGAUCAAAAAAUGCCUCAGAGUCCAGUACAACGAAGCACAAUCAGCACCAGAGUAAACUAUCAGAUGGGUGCUUGACGGUCAAAAAGACAAAGAUACUCACAAAGAAUCAGAAUGAAAAACCAACUGAGGUGUCAAUGAAUGCUGUUAGAACUACACGGACGAGGAGAACGUCCACCACAAAACUAGAGACUCCCACAAAGCGGCUGAGGGCUAAACACAAUAAGGAGUCUAUGAAAUCAGUGCCUUCUGAAGGCACCAGGAGAAAGUCCAUCACAAAACCAGCGACCCUCACACAGAAACCAGGAGCGAAAUAUUCUGGGGGCUCUACGAAGACAAAUAGAAAGUCCAACCCAAAACCAGUGACCCUCACACAGAAACCAGGAGCGAAACAUUCUGGGGGCUCUAUGAAAACAAAUAGAAAGUCCAACCCAAAACCAGGACCUAUUCAAAAGAAGCAGCAGGCUGAACAAACUGACGGACUUAUGAAAAGUUCUUUAACUAAAGGGAUCAAGAGGAAGUCCGACACAAAACCAGAGACAAUCUUAAAGAAACAAAGGACUCAGUCUAUUAAGGUGUCUGAGGAAGGAGACACCAAAAUAACAGAUACCCUUAUGGACAAUCAGACUGAGAGGUGUGUGAAAACUGUGCCAGCAACACUAGAGCCCCUCUCAAGGGACCAGAAGGGAAUACCCACUGAGUUAUCUGUGUUGUUUUUUGGGGGGAAGAAGACGGACACGUUGAGAGAGACGAGAGGUGACAUCCCACCCUGGUUCAAAGGCCAAUCAACCUCCCAUCAAGCUGCAACCAGUCGAGACUUGUUUGCCCAGAAAUAUCAGCAGCUUGAUAAGCUCGGUGAAGGAGGCUUUGGAUCCGUUUAUGCUGGUUACAGGAAGACGGAUUAUUUCCCAGUUGCAAUCAAGUACAUACCCAAAGAGGUAAAAAGUGUCCCAUUGAAAAUCAAUGGAUUGAAGAAGGACAUCCCUGUCGAGGCAUUACUCAUGAUACAAGCGUCGAUUAAAAAGAACUCCAAUGGACAGUCUGCAGUUGUGUCAUUGUUGAACAAAUACGAUAUGGAACAUGAGAUUGUAUUGGUCAUGGAGAGGCCGGUACCAUCUGUGGACCUGUUCACGUAUGUUACUCGAUGUCGGCUCGGCACCCUGCAGGAGAAUGAGGCCAAGAACAUCAUGAAGCAGCUGGUGGAUGCAGCCAUUAAUAUGCACGCUGUGAAUGUUUUCCAUCGAGAUUUAAAACAAGAAAACAUUUUGCUGGAGGCCACCUCUGGCGUCCCGCGAGUGCGAAUCAUUGACUUUGGUUGUAGCUGCUUUGCAUCUAAUGGUCCUUACCAGGACUACAAUGGAACCUUAUGUUAUGCUCCUCCUGAGUAUGUUCUAAGACGGACAUAUAGCGCCGGUCCAACUACUGUGUGGCAUCUGGGUGCGCUUCUCUUUGAGUUGAUGGCUGGAACAAAACGGUUUGACACCAUCAUGUUCCUCUCCCAGAUGCUACGAUUGACUCGGGUUCUAUCUGAAGAAUGUGAAGAUUUCUUGUGGAAGUGCUUAAAUUUGGAUCCAGAGAAACGUGCCACCCUGGAGCAGAUGCAGGAGCACCCUUGGCUCAUAUGAUACUGCACAAAACGCUUUCCUCAAUGCAUGUCAACAAUGUCACUGGUAAUGACAGUUGCUUUGUAUGAUGCACCCAUAUGGGAAAUACUUCAAAGAAUACAUUAGAAUGAAAGUUCGAUGCAUCACAUUUAGUCAUUAGGGACCAGCUCAACAAGUCACAGAGUUAAUAUGAAGUUAAUAUAUCCCAGUAAUGCUGUCUGGUCUGAUUCAGGGUCAGCCAUCAUCAAUUGGAAGCUUUCACAAAAUGCAUUUUCUGCAUAAUCUAAUGGUAAUUUCCAGGUAUUUGUAUGUAUAUUUGAGGACUGUAUCACACUCUCUCAUGCAUAUUCACUUUUGUACGUUACCAAAAGCACCAUGACUAAUAACAUUGCUAUGAUUAUAAAUGAACCUGUAAUGCCAGUAGACAUUAUGAUGGUGUAUUUGCUGCCAACUGUAGGAAAUGCUGCAUGGUGCCUUAUUUGUA